Messenger RNA from Lathyrus sativus (Indian pea), 438 nucleotides. NCBI's taxonomy places the organism in Eukaryota, Viridiplantae, Streptophyta, Magnoliopsida, Fabales, Fabaceae. The record is from the annotation of a GenBank genome assembly.
AUGAUUGAUCAAUAUAAACAUCAACACCUUCGAAUUGGAUCAGUUUCUCCUGAACAAAUAAGUGCUUGGGCAAAAAAAAUCCUACCCAAUGGAGAAAUAGUUAGGGAGGUAACAAAGCCCUAUACUCUUCAUUAUAAAACCAAUAAGCCUGAAAAAGGUGGAUUAUUUUGUGAAAGAAUUUUUGGGCCUAUAAAAAGUGGAAUUUGUGCUUGUGGAAAUUAUCGAGUAAUCGGAGAUAAAAAAGACCAACCAAAAUUUUGUGAAAAACGCGGAGUAGAAUUUGUUGAUUCUCGGAUAUGUAGAUAUCAAAUGGGGUAUAUCCAAUUAGCAUGUCCUGUAACCCAUGUGUGGUAUUUGAAACGUCUUCCUAGUUAUAUCGCGAGCCUUUUAGAUAAACCUCUUAAAGAAUUAGAGAAUCUAGUAUACCGCGAUGUGUGA